Messenger RNA from Saccostrea cuccullata (small rock oyster), 569 nucleotides. RefSeq lists its product as uncharacterized. The transcript is spliced from 2 exons. NCBI's taxonomy places the organism in Eukaryota, Metazoa, Mollusca, Bivalvia, Ostreida, Ostreidae. The coding region runs from base 33 to 569 and encodes 178 amino acids. The record is from RefSeq and is a predicted model, not a curated record.
UCCUUAGAGACACCGUUGAAGAGGAUUUGGAAAUGUGGUACGAAUCGUGUUUACCGAUAAUAGACAUCAUCGCAAUUUCUAUGCUACAGUUUUGUUUUCGAAACAAUGAAAAGAAAGACAUUGAGAGCAUUGUUUGCAGGAGAUGCAAGAGAAUUGAUGAGUUGUAUACGAGACUGAGUUCAAAGAGGAAGUUAAAGAAGACUCAACCAUGUAAUUUCUCUGGAUUAAAAUGUGUAGCCUUAUUUGCCGGGGCUCUUUCCUCUAGCUUUCACUUAAGUAGACAUUCUCGUGUCAUUUUCGAAAGAUGGGAGGACGCUUUUUACUCAAAAGAACAUGCUGAACACCUACUACAUAUAGAAAAUCAGUCCUUUAAUGAACAAUUCAUGGUAUUGUUCGCUUUUCUCCUAAAGCUGAGGAGCAAUGCUUCGGUUCAUGAUCAGUUCUCAAGGUUUGUAAAACAGUUGUUUCUCCAGAGGAAACCCGAUAAGAAGUGGUCAGAGGUACAGCACCAUGUCUUGGCCGAGAUUACCUUACGUGGAAUCGGUGCUUUUCUUUGUCAUUGUAAGUAG